AUGCGUGUCGGCCGUGGUCGUCCUCAUGUAUUGCUCUAUUCAGAUGUCUUGGAGCUGCUCUCCCGGUCUCAAGUCGACAAACACUAUGGAAACCCGUACAUCUCCCUCAUCCGGGAUCUGGCUGCGGCACCAGAAUCUCUCCUUCACCGGGCCAUGGUAGACCAUGAAAUGCACCAGACUGCAGACUCUAAUGCCGGUGUUUCUCGGGCGAAAUCAGUCCUCCAUGGCUACACGGUGGUGGUCAAGGACAACAUCAACACCCAAAAUCUCCCUACCACAUGUGCGUCGAAUAUGCUCCGUGGCUUCCAACCCCCUCGCAAAGCUUCUGUGAGCCUGUUGCUGGAACAGGCGGGUAUGGUGCUGCUGGCAAAGACCAAUAUGGAUGAAUUUGGCAUGGGCUCGCAUUCUCGAAAUUCUGCCUUUGGCCCCGUGACAAAUGGCGGCUCGAUCAAAGGGACGAAAGACCCAGAUGCUCUUUCGGUCGGUGGCAGCUCCGGCGGAAGCGCUUUAGCUGUCGCGGCUAACCUGGCACACAUUGGUAUUGGCACAGACACCGGAGGGUCUGUAAGACUGCCGGCGGCAUAUAUGAGCAUCUGCGGAUUCAAACCCUCAUAUGGGCGUAUAUCUCGAAAUGGGGUAAUACCAUAUGCCAAUUCACUCGAUACGGUUGGCAUUCUUUCUCGCACGGCAGAAGAAGCUAGGCACGUGUUGGAAAUUCUUGACCAACCCGACGACAAAGACCCAACCUGUCUUACCCUGGAUUCGCGCACACGUAUCAAAGCAGCCAGAUCAGAACAGGGGCUGUUGCCCGAGGAGAGCGUCUAUUUUGGUGGCGUUUUCAGACCAUUCCCAGGAACCGCCCCAAAGGUGGGCCAGGAGACAGCCAGAUUCUCUGUCCACCACAAGUCGAGAAGUUGGAAGCAGAGGAUUGGAGUUCCGCUGGAAUACAAUAUCGCAGAAAUGCAUCCCCUAGUUCGCUGGUCCUGGGUCGCCACUUUGAGUUUUCUGCAGUCCCAAGACUGUGAGAUACUUCCCAUAUCUUUACCAUCCACAAAGCAUGCUCUGUCAGCUUACUAUAUCCUUGCCCCUGCGGAAGCUUCAUCGAAUCUGGCAAAGUAUGACGGUGUCCGCUAUGGGGAGAAGCGAUCCGGCGAGACAGAUGACGACAGUGAUCAGCUCUACGCUAGGCAUCGUUACGAAAAAUUUGGUCCGGAAGUCAAACGACGCAUUCUCCUCGGCACUUAUAGCCUGAGUGCGGGAGCUAUGGACAACUAUUUUGUUCAAGCACAGAAGAUUCGGCGAAUGGUUCAAAACGACUUUGAUUCAGUCUUCAACAUGCGAAACCCUCUCCGCAGUGAUGCACCCCAAGUCGAAAAUGGCGUCGAUCUGAUUGUUUGCCCUACAGCCCCAACACCCCCACCACAUAUUGAUUUCUUGGAAUCGAGCACACCUAUCGAGUCAUACAUGAACGACGUGUUUACCGUACCUGCGAGCCUGGCAGGUCUGCCGGCCAUUUCGGUGCGGGGUCCAGAGCACCCUGAUCAUCCUUGGACACCUGAAUUGUCUGUCGGGAUGCAGGUAAUUGGACAGUAUGGCGAUGACAAGACGGUCUUGGAAUUUGCAGAGAACGUGCUAGAGCGUUUCCACGACAAAGCGAAAAGGAACAAUCUCCAGCCGAAGAAACGGAUGAAGUCUUAG
Exophiala aquamarina CBS 119918 is the source of this 1698-nucleotide messenger RNA. RefSeq lists its product as uncharacterized. Gene Ontology annotation, biological process: glutaminyl-tRNAGln biosynthesis via transamidation; mitochondrial translation. The coding region runs from base 1 to 1698 and encodes 565 amino acids. The record is from RefSeq and is a predicted model, not a curated record. NCBI's taxonomy places the organism in Eukaryota, Fungi, Ascomycota, Eurotiomycetes, Chaetothyriales, Herpotrichiellaceae. Gene Ontology annotation, cellular component: glutamyl-tRNA(Gln) amidotransferase complex; mitochondrion. The transcript has 2 exons. Gene Ontology annotation, molecular function: glutaminyl-tRNA synthase (glutamine-hydrolyzing) activity.